Molecule: messenger RNA, 1311 nt
Organism: Pestalotiopsis fici W106-1
Lineage: Eukaryota; Fungi; Ascomycota; Sordariomycetes; Amphisphaeriales; Sporocadaceae
Exons: 5
Coding region: 1-1311 (436 amino acids)
Biological process (GO): lipid metabolic process
Molecular function (GO): oxidoreductase activity
Source: RefSeq, a predicted model, not a curated record
AUGAAGCACUGGGUGGCAGAGACCAUUCAUGGUGACAAGGUCAAGGCUGGUAGCCUGGAGACGACUCUUGACGGGAAGCCCAUUACACUCGACGUCCAACAGCUUCGUAACCAGAUCCCCAAGCACUGUCUCAAGCCUUCCUUGGCUCGUUCUUUUGGUUAUGUUGUGCAUGACUUGACCAUAUUCUUCAUUAUACUGAUGCUCACACUCCAUCUUGAAGCGAGGCUUGCUCAUGAACAUCCUGUUUAUCGCAACAUGGUUUGCUAUAUUCUCUUCCCAAUCUUGGCUGGUCUUCCUCUUACCGGCCUAUGGGUACUCGGCCACGAGUGUGGACAUGGAGCCUUUUCGACAAAUAAGUUCAUUUCAGGCGUGGUCGGUUGGACCAUUCACUCUGCUCUCAUGAACCCUUACUUCUCCUGGCGGUCCAGUCAUGGGCGUCAUCAUCAGUAUGCAAACAACAUCUCGACAGACCUCAACUAUGUCCCACCUGUGCGCGAUGAGUAUGCUGAGCUGUUUCGGGGCAAAAUUGACUUGGAUCGCCUUGCCGAGGACGCCCCGGUAGUUGUGCUUCUGAGGAUUGUGAUGCAGCAGAUCAUCGGCUGGCCAUGGUACCUGCUUACACACAUAACAGCUGGGCCCAACUCGGCGCCCAAAAAGUCUCGGGGUUGGUGGGACAAUAGCCACUUCCUACCCAAUAGCUCCCUGUUUCGCUCCAAUGAGUUCUGGUACAUCGUCGCUUCUGAUGUGGGCAUCAUUCUCAUGUCGGGGGCCAUAUAUAGUCUGGCGCUGAACUAUGGACUAGAGACAGUCGUGUGGGCAUACUUUAUUCCUCUCGCAUGGGUGAACCACUGGAUCGUCAUGAUCACUUAUCUUCAUCAUACUUCGCCAAAUCUCCCCAAAUACACGCCGCAGGCCUGGACAUAUCUCCGCGGCGCACUCGCCACGGUUGAUCGGGACCCUGGAUGGCUACUGCGGCAUGCCUUUCACCAUAUCGUGGAUCUGCACGUGAUCCAUCAUCUUUUCCCGCGCAUACCACAUUAUCAUGCGCAGGAAGCGACGGAAGCUAUCAAGCCUCUACUCCAGGGCCACUAUCACGUUGACCAAAGCUCGUAUUUUGGUGCUCUCUGGACGGCAUUUACGCGGUGUCAAUGGGUUGAGGCGGAUGCCGAUCAGACGGCAAAGUCUCCAAUGUAUGCUGGACUAGAUGCGCAUGGCGACAAAGGCCUCCAGAACGUCACGUCUGUGGAUGAAAAGGGCGUGCUCUGGUAUCGCCCAGGACCUAUGCCUCCGCCUGCCGUGACGAUGCGAUGA